AUAUUCUGCAUUUUAGAAACGGCGUGGAUUUAAAUCAUAGACACAUAUACAUAAAUAAACACAUAUAUACAUAUUUAUGACUCAAACACUCCGGGAACGUUUUGUUCGUCCACCGCGGAGCUGAACGACGGAAGGUCAAAGGUCACAACGGACCGGAACAUCAACAAAAUAAACAAAGGCGGCGGCUGUCUGAUCAGAGAUCCGUGUCACAGAACUGUUGACCAGGUCUGAUGUUCCUCUGAGAACCCGCCGACAUGUUCUCCGUGGUACCGUCCAGGAACAGUCUGCUGGUGGCGGCUCUCAGCCUGCUCCUGAGCCGCUGGUCCUGCACUUGCCUGUCGGUCCCAGACAUCCCGCACAUCGCCACUUACUUCGGCACAAAGACCCGGUAUGAGGAGGUGAACCCGCACCUGUUGCGGGACGCUGUGUCUGUGAACAAGUCCGUCCUAAAACCUCCUAUCGGGGAGCGGUGCUCCCCUGUCCACCUGACCGCCGUCAUCAGGCAUGGCAGCCGGUACCCGACCGUCAAAAACAUCCACAGGAUCCAGAAACUGAGCGAGCUGGUCCGGACAGAAGCUUCCAGAGGCUCCGGUGGCUCCGGCGGCUGGCUGCAGGACAUUCAGAACCGCUGGGAGAACUGGUUCACCGAGGACAUGGACGGUCAGCUGGUGAUGAAGGGUAGGGAGGACCUCCAUCAGCUCGCCCUCCGCCUCUCCUCCUUGUUCCCGUCACUCUUGUCGGAGGAGAACUUGAGGAGGAUCAGUCUGAGGAGCAGCUCAAAGCAUCGCUGUGUGAGCAGCGUGGAGGCGUUUCAGGAGGGGCUGUGGAGGCGCCCAGACGUGGAGUACCUCCACCAGGUGGAUGACGAACUGAUGCGUUUCUUUGAGCAUUGCCGUGGUUACGUGGAGGGUGUGGAGAAGAACCGCACGGCGCUGCAGGAGGUGGAGAAGUUCAAACAUGGAGACGAGAUGGAGGCAGUGAGGAGGAGGAUUGCUGACAGACUGGGCCUUCCUCACCACCUCCUCACUGUGGAUCUGGUCGAAGCAGCUUUCUUCUUGUGUUCAUACGAGCUGUCAAUCAAAUCUGUUCACUCGCCAUGGUGCUUCCUGUUUGACCAGCACGAUGCUAAGGUGUUGGAGUACAAGGCGGACCUGAAGCAAUACUGGAUGCGCUCUCAUGGUCAUGUGAUCAGCGGUCUGUCCAGCUGUCCUCUUUUUCAUCACGUCUUCAGGACGCUGGACAAAGCGGGACGUCCCCGCAGGUCGACGGAUGCGCCUCCUGAGCCCGCCUCCAUCCUGGUGGGUCAUGCUGAGACGCUCCUCCCUCUCCUCUCUCUGCUGGGGCUAUAUAAGGACAAGACUCCGCCCACUGCCAACAACUACCACGCACAGCACGGAAGAAGUUUCCGGACCAGUCUAAUCGUCCCAUACGCCGCCAACCUGCUCUUCGUCCUGUAUGACUGCCAGCGUGGCCCGCGGCUGCAGCUGCUCAUCAACGAGUCUCCGGUUCGAUUCCCUGGGCUGGAGGAGGAUGCGCCGCUUUACCGGGACGUCCGGGCCACUUACCGCCACCUGCUGGAUGGCUGCGACUUCCACAGAGAGUGUGAGGGACGGGCCGCGGGACGAGGACCCAACACAGAACUGUGAGCAGAACCAGUUCCUCUGACCCACUAUGAUUACAGAACCAAAUGAGCUGUUUAUGAUCCUGGCUGCUGAUUGGCUGUUUUAUUCACCAUGUGACAGGAAACAUCUGAUUGUCUCAAAACUGUUGAUUUUAAAACAUCAGUUUGUCUCAGCAGCAGUUUUUAAUUUAUUACGACAUCUAUCAGCUCAUCGGUGGAAACACACACACACACACACACCUGCAAAGAAAAGCUUUGUGAGAUUAUUGUAGGAAAUGAAACUGACACUGAAACUGUUUUUCUUCAUGAUUUUGGUGAACUGUCCCUUUAAUCUGCUGUAAACCAGGCGAAUGGUGAUUUUUAUCUGCAGCUUUUUUCUGACAUUGCAUUAUUUUCUUAAUUUAUUCAGUUUUUAAUGUCAAGUGACUCUGAUUUAUUGCUUUAGUCUAUAAUUGAUGAGCCAUCAGAUGCUGCUGUAAUCAAACUGACUGAAGCCUUUGACAAACACAUUCAGCUCUCAGCAGAUUCACUGAGCUUCUUCAACAGUCUGAGGGAGGAUUUUCACAAUAAGAGUCCCUUUAAUACACAGUCAGCAGCUCUUGUUACUGCAGAUUUGAUUCUGUUUGGUGUCUUCAGGGUUAAUCUUAUUUAUUAUUUGGUUUAUUGUCUCUGUGCCUAAAGCAGUUUAAAGUUUCAGCUUGUUUUUUUUACUUCCUGUUUCUUGUGCCAAAUUUUUGAAUGGAAAAGCUUUAAUAAAUAUUUUCAGUUAAAACAGAACAA
Molecule: messenger RNA, 2401 nt
Organism: Acanthopagrus latus (yellowfin seabream)
Lineage: Eukaryota; Metazoa; Chordata; Actinopteri; Spariformes; Sparidae
Gene: minpp1b
Product: multiple inositol-polyphosphate phosphatase 1b
Exons: 7
Coding region: 255-1646 (463 amino acids)
Molecular function (GO): inositol phosphate phosphatase activity; acid phosphatase activity
Source: RefSeq, a predicted model, not a curated record